Messenger RNA from Aphanomyces astaci, 1621 nucleotides. RefSeq lists its product as hypothetical. Bases 71 to 1567 code for a protein of 498 amino acids. The record is from RefSeq and is a predicted model, not a curated record. Lineage: Eukaryota; Oomycota; Saprolegniomycetes; Saprolegniales; Verrucalvaceae. The transcript has 2 exons.
GUUCGGAGACCACGCUCUUACAAUCCGUGGAAGUCGUCAUUUUGCAAUUUGACAGCAUACAGACAGUACCAUGCGAUUCUUUGGCGCACUUCCGUUGUCCGCUUUCGUCGUCAUGGCGCUCCAGACACGGCUUGGUGCGAUGGCGGGAACGUCCACCCCGGUGCCCUAUGGAGUAUUCCAUACCCUGACGUACGAAAGUCACAACCCCAAGGAUCCUUACGACCCAAACUGGAAGGAGCCGAAGAUUGACGUGAUGCUGUACCCAGAAACCCAAAACAUCCCCGUCGACAACUUGAGCAAACAUCUGCGUCCGCCGCCACCUCGGAUUCCCGACAGCUACGACAUCUUUGUUGGAUUGAGUUCAUUCCGCGAUGGCGAGCGAUGUGGGUACACCCUCUUCACUGGGUUUCUCCGAGCCAUUCGGCCGAAUCGGCUCUUCUUCGGUGUUGUGGACCAGGUCUUGGAGAACGAUACGACAUGUCUUAUCGAAUAUUGCAAGUUGGCCCACAACGAAUGGCCAUAUGACGACUGCAGGUUCAGGACCCAGAUCCGCGUGGACGAACUCCACGCCGACUCGGCCCGCGGCCCCGUGUUUGCGCGCCACCAUCAGCAGAAAUUGAUCCACGACGAGGAAUUCUGUCUCCAAGUGGAUGCACACAGUGCCUUUACUAAGGACUGGGACUUGGGCGUCGUGUCGGACUGGAAAGCCACGAACAACGAGAUGGCUGUACUCUCAACCUACUUGCAUGACUUGCACAACUUUAUCAGCGACGACGGCUCCAACAACGCUCCCGACCAUUUGCCGCAUGUGUGCCAAACCAUGCGCGGCACGAACGGACUCGUGCGAAACAUCGGCGCCGACCUGAUCGUCGAGUCCAAGCACCCCCAGCUCAGUGCGUUGUGGGCGGCGGGGUUCUCGUUCAGCAAGUGCCAUGCCGAGAAACGUGUGCCCGUCGACCCGUACAUGCUGUGGAUGUUUGAAGGCGAGGAGUUCCUGCGGUCGUCGCACCUGUGGACGGCUGGCUACGACAUGUACUCCCCGUCUCGAGUUGGAUCGGUCGUGUACCACAACUACACGUCGAUCCCGGCGCGGUUCGAGGAGAUGCAAGUCAGCGACGAAGCGGUGCGGACGCGGGAGCGGACGAUGGCCGAGAACCGCUUUCGACUGGUGGUGGACUGGCCGUUUGAGGGCCCAGUCAACACGUUCGAGCUCACGACGACGUACGCCAUGGGAAGGGCGCGGUCGCUGGACCAGUACCUCGAGUUUUCAGGCGUGACGUUCGCCCCAGACCAAGUGGAUGCGCACACGUGUCGCCAGUUGUACUGGGUGCCGUACGCAGACCCGACCAGUGUCGAAAUGUUGCUUGGCAACUGGCAUAUGGGUAACCGUGAAAAAGUUGCCGUGGGGGAAGGCACCGCCGCCCUUCGAAGCAGUGGGCGAUCGUUUGACUACUUACCAGCGGAUCACUCGGUCCUUGUCGGUGUGGGAGUUGUCUUGAUUCUCAUGGGGGGGUUCAUGCAUUCACGACAAACGAAGAUCAAGCACCAUGACAAGAGCGAUGUAUAAUAUAUAUAGUAUGAACUAGAUAAUAUUACUGUAAUAUAUGCAGUGUGUAUGUAC